Pseudophryne corroboree (corroboree frog) is the source of this 1533-nucleotide messenger RNA. It is a transcript of the gene DND1, whose product is annotated as DND microRNA-mediated repression inhibitor 1. The record is from RefSeq and is a predicted model, not a curated record. Lineage: Eukaryota; Metazoa; Chordata; Amphibia; Anura; Myobatrachidae. Bases 89 to 1096 code for a protein of 335 amino acids. Gene Ontology annotation, molecular function: mRNA binding. Gene Ontology annotation, cellular component: nucleus; cytoplasm. The transcript is spliced from 5 exons. Gene Ontology annotation, biological process: mRNA stabilization; negative regulation of miRNA-mediated gene silencing.
UGGCAAUUUGGGACUCUACAUAGAGGCUUGCACUACAGGCACCUGUGUAACAGCGUUUGCUGGAGGGCUGUGAGUGUUGGAAGACAGUAUGAUGAACGGGAGCAGUGAGGCUUGGCUAAAUUCAGUCAAUAAGGACAAUAAAGCAGCACUUAUGCUGUGGAUGAAAAGCUAUAACAUUGACCUAGUCCAGGUCAAUGGACAGAGAAAAUAUGGUGGCCCCCCUCCAGGCUGGGUUGGGGAAACCCCUCCCUAUGGAUCCGAAGUUUUCAUUGGCAAUCUGCCCCAGGAAAUAUAUGAAGACAGACUCAUUCCUUUGUUUCAGUCUGUUGGCAAGCUGUUCGAAUUUAGAUUAAUGAUGACCUUCAGUGGUCUGAAUCGUGGCUUUGCAUAUGCCCGCUACCCCACCAGGCGCAUGGCGGAGCUAGCGAUAUCCCAUCUGAAUGGCCACGAAAUAAAACGUGGCUACAGGAUCGUGGUCAGCAGAAGCACAGAGAAGUGCGAGCUUGCACUUGAUGGCCUCCCAAGUGUUUUGGAUAAAGACAAUCUAACCAGGAUCCUGUGUGGACUGACUGCUGGCGUGGAUACGGUCUCCCUGCAUGCCAGCCCUAUGACGGAUAUGAAAAAUAUGGCCAUAAUUAGGUACAACUCGCACAGGGCAGCUGCCAUGGCAAAGAAAAGCUUCUGUGAAGGUACCAAUCUGUUGUACGGCUGCCCUUUUCAUGUUGAUUGGCUGCAGCCCACCGUAAAACAAAAGCAGCAGUCCGGUGGUCUUCUGCAGCCGCAUUCGUUCUUGCCUCAGAUGUGGAACAGUGAGACCAAGCAGAAGAAGUUCUCAGUGAGUGGAGUCCAGUGUCUUCAGCUCAUCUGUGACCGAAUGAAACUGGGUCAGCCAGUUUACCAAAUAAAGUUCCUGGGCAUGGGCUCCUGUGGCUGGCUGAGGUUCUGGUAUCGUGUAGUGAUACCCAAGCACUGUGCUCCAUUCACUGGCUAUUCCUGGCUUCUUGGGGACAACCUCAUACCGACUGACAAGCAUGACCAAGCCAAGGAGAUGGUGGCCUUGCGGCUGUUGAGUGAAUUGGGGUACGUUGUUGACUAGCCUACUUUUUAUGGUGAAGAUCUCGCAUGAUUUUUAUGUUUUUUAUCAGAAUGUUUGGAGUCCCAGAGAAGAAUGAAAACAUCAGGAUAUCCAGAAAUGAAUGCAAUUUGAAUGGCUUUAAGACACUUUCUUUUAUUGUACUUAUUAUGUUUGGCACUUCCAUAUCUUUUGUAAUUGUUUUUGUGUUUUCUGCACUUUGAGAGUUUUGCAAAAUGUUCACUUUGAAAAAACACGAUCACUAUUUGAAUGCGUUUUGAGCACUGAAAACCUGUAAUUUACAGGCAUUCUGUUUAAUGAGGAUUUCUUUUUAAGGAAAUAUUUCACGUGUAGUAUUAAUAAGCAAAAUCUUCUGUCUUGUGUUUUCAUUAUCCAUGUAUCAAAAUGACUUAUUUUAUGCUAAAUGAUAAAUAUUCAAAAUGAAGCUUAUCUGGAUUUCA